CAAAAAACCUAAGAAGAAGAAGAUAUUUAAAAAGGGUACUAAAUUUUUGAAAAAGAUUGUUUUACAAUGAAUUUUAUAAACAUUUAUCUAAUGUUUAUGAAAUCACCUCUACGGUGAAAUGGAAAUGGAGUGAAUUGAAAAAAAAACAUAGAUCCCUACACAAACAAAUUGAAACAUUGUUCAUUUUGAUUUUUGCUAGAUUGCAUUAUCAAUCCUGGAGAUGUUAUAUGAUGAAAUAAGCAGAAAAUAAUGUUUAUAAAUAGAAUCAGUGAACAGUUGAAACCAUUUUCCCAUAAGAUGCCGUACCUAAAUUCAUUUUUCAAGACCGAAGUUACGUGCAUACCAAAGAUACUCAGAAAAUGUUUUGGUGACUAUUAUAACAACUCAUUGAGUAACGGAGCUACUUGGAUUUUCAUGUUAUGGAGUGCUCUACAUAUCACUUUUGAAACCUGUAUUGAUACUAUUUUGAAAAAGUUGAGAUACAGAGAGUAUGUCCGUAUAAGAUUGAGAAGUAGUCUUUGGUAUUUAGGAUUCUAUGGAACGGUUUCAAUUUACUGUGGGACAAAACUCUUUCGAAAUGAAAUUGAGUUGUUCAAUUUCAAGAAAAUGCAUGUACCUACCAGUAAUAAUCUACCGACACAAGUGAUAUUAGGAUAUAUUUUGAUAUCAACAUAUUACUUACAUACUGCAUUCUGGGAAGGACUAAGGAAUGGAAUGGUGGUGAAUGUAUUCCGUUAUUUGUUUUUGUUUCUUUUUAUGGUCUCUUCUUUCAUUCUGAGAAUCGUCGAAAUCUCAUUUUCACUAACAGCCUUAAUAAGUAUUGCUCAAGUUGGUCUGGAAUUUACAAGAUGUGCUUUCAUGUUAUCAUCGCAAGCAACUGUAUUGGCAAAAUUGUUUCUGUCAUCUAUAUUUAUUGCAGUUUUUGUUGUUUAUACAACUGUUCACGUCAUCAUUAUACCAUUAACAUUUGUGGCACCUUUGGGAUUGAAGAUCAUGUCAGAUUAUCCUAAUGCCUUGCUAAUUUUCCUGUUCUUCAACUUAGUUGCCUGGUUAAUGGUAGAAAUUUAUCAGUCGGUUCUUUCCAAAGUUGUGGAUCACUGGCUAUAUCAUAUGCAACAAAAGGAAAAAUCUGAUAGUGAUAGUGAAACCGAAAGGUUUGAUAAUCACCAGAAUGUUCAGUGUGCCCUGACUGAAUGUGCUUUAUUUCAAGUGAGAAAUGAUUUUGCUUACAAUAUCAAAAUUUUAAGGAAAGAAAUAAAUGACAGGAAAAACAGAAAUAUUGCCAUGAGAAAGCCAAAAAAUGUGUUUUUGCAAACUUUGAAAUGUAUGGUUGCCAUGAAAAGAAAAUUAAGUGAAAGACGUUUGUCUGGCCAUUUUCCAUUAGCUGAAGAAUCUGAUGAGAAAAAUGAAGAUUCUGGAAAUAUUGUACAAUCAAAUUUAAAAAAACCCGAGAACCAUAUCGAGGAAAGAAACAUCAAAAUGAAGGAAGAAGAAUGUCCCCCAUUACAUGUUAAGAGAUCUGACGAAGUUUUAUUUAUGACAAACAUUGAAACCGAAUCUGACAAAACAGCUGAAUCUGAAAAUGAAAUGUUACUUUUUACAUCUUUAGAUGAUGCGAAUGAUGUAAAUGACUAUGAUAACCAUCAAAAUAAUGACCAUGUCAGAAAUGUAAACGAAAAUAGAAGUGGAAGUUAAACA
Leptinotarsa decemlineata (Colorado potato beetle) is the source of this 1698-nucleotide messenger RNA. RefSeq lists its product as uncharacterized. The record is from RefSeq and is a predicted model, not a curated record. Lineage: Eukaryota; Metazoa; Arthropoda; Insecta; Coleoptera; Chrysomelidae.